AUGAACGCCAAGCUUGCGCUGCUGCUCCUGGCUGCCCUGGUGGCUGUCGUCUCUGCGAGCCACGGAUACAAUGGAUAUGGUGGCUACUACGGCAGAAACACCGGAUACAGCGGCCACGGCCACGGACACGCCGUAAGCUAUGGGCACGAUGGCCAGCGUUACCGCCGUUCUCUGGGCUACAGCAACUACGGCCAUGGCCACGGCUCCAGCGGCUACGGAUCGGCUCCCUACAGCUCUGGAUACGCCGGCCACGGCCACGGUAGCUACGGCCAGCGCUACCGCCGUUCUCUGGGCUACAGCAGCUACGGCCAUGGCCACGGCUCCAGCGGCUACGGACCGGCUCCCUACAGUUCCGGACACGCCGGCCACGGCCACGGUAGCUACGGCCAGCGCUAUCGCCGUUCUCUGGAUUACCCUGGCAACGCCGCCAGUGGUUACGCAUAUGCUCCCCGUAGCUACGGAUACGCUGGUCACGGACAUGCCAGCGGCGGAUACGGAUAUCCGUCGUCCCAGCAUUAA
This is a messenger RNA of Pollicipes pollicipes, 519 nucleotides long. Its product is annotated as glycine-rich protein-like. The record is from RefSeq and is a predicted model, not a curated record. The transcript has 2 exons. The coding region runs from base 1 to 519 and encodes 172 amino acids. NCBI's taxonomy places the organism in Eukaryota, Metazoa, Arthropoda, Thecostraca, Pollicipedomorpha, Pollicipedidae.